Calliphora vicina (urban bluebottle blowfly) is the source of this 1191-nucleotide messenger RNA. RefSeq names its product putative gustatory receptor 59d. Bases 1 to 1191 code for a protein of 396 amino acids. Gene Ontology annotation, biological process: sensory perception of taste. The transcript has 2 exons. NCBI's taxonomy places the organism in Eukaryota, Metazoa, Arthropoda, Insecta, Diptera, Calliphoridae. Gene Ontology annotation, cellular component: membrane. The record is from RefSeq and is a predicted model, not a curated record.
AUGAAACGGUCAACACAUCUAAUGAUAUAUUGCUGCUAUUAUUACGCACAAUUAUUGGGAAUUUUAAACUUUUCUUUUGACGGUCGCACGCGCAAGGCAUAUACAAAUAAAUAUGUCACUAUAUAUGCUGGCCUCAUGAAUGCGGCUUUAUUUGGUUUGAUACCUUAUUUGGCCAUGACCAUGGAAUUAAAAACAAGGCCACCAGGAAGUGCUGAACUGAUAUAUAAAUUAAACGUUUACAUGUUAUUCAUACGGAUUGCAGGUGUUUUGGCAGCGCUUAUCUCUAUUUGGUCGAAUCGAAAUAAGUUCAUAGAACUUAUUAAUUCCUAUCAACUGUUCUGUCAGCGCUACUUGGAGAAAUAUCAAAAGCGAGACAAGUUUAUGAAAUAUAUGGAAAGGGCAAUACGAAUAAAAUGUCGCAGUUCAUUAGCCACUGAUGUUAUACUGUUUGUCGGCUCUAUUAAUGUAUUUCCUGAAAUUUUUGAAAUCUAUAACAAAUUUAUAUUGAUGGCUUUGGCUCUGAUGCCCAUAUUUUUAAAUGUGAUUAUGACGCAAUAUUAUUUUGCUCUGCAACAUGCUAAUGUUUUACUGCUUGUGAUAAAUGAAGAAUUGGAGUGGAUUUUGAAAGUGUCCCAGUGUGCAGCCCCUUCAAAUUCAAAACGCUUCUUAAUUGAAAUUACAAGCUUGAGUGAUUAUGUUAAUGUGUUGGCCGGCAUGGUCAUACAAUUGCUAAACUAUGUGACACGUGUUAAUCGCAUUUACGAUAUUCAGGUUAUCUGCUGCAUGAUGAUUGUCUAUGUCAAUAAUAUUUGUGUGAUUUACAUUGGCUUAAUGACCUCGGCCCCAGAAAAAUUGUGGAAUGCAGGGGAUAUUUUUAAAAUAAUUAUAGCAGUUUUAGCCAUAGUUAUGCACUAUUUCGAUUUGAAAUUAUUUAUGUAUUCCAUAUUGGACGCCUCAAGUUUGGUGAAUAAACUGGGAAAGUUAUUGAAAUUUAAGCAAUGCUUGCUUUCAUGUGCCGAUUUAGAAUUGAAAAGAAGUUUGAUGAACUUUUCUUUGCAAGUGGCCGCAUUUCCAUUGGAAAUUGAUUUGCUUGGUUUAUAUAUAGUGAAUAAACCUACUGUUUUCGCUGUUUUUGGCUCAACUAUAGCAAAUGCUAUUGUUUUAUUGCAAUAUGAUUUUAAGUUUAAAUAA